UUUCCCCGAUAUUUGAGCUUAGUGAAAGGUGUGGUGGAUUCUGAUGAUUUUCCUCUUAAUGUAUCCCGAGAGAUUCUUCAAGAGAGCAGAAUUGUAAGAAUCAUGAGAAAGAGACUUGUUAGGAAGACUUUUGACAUGAUUCGGGAGUUGUCUGAAAGUGAGAAUAAAGAGUGCUCUCUUCACUUUAGGAUUACAAGAAAUUUUGGGAGAAUUUUUGAAGAUUUGAUUGAGCCCAUCGAUGAAGUUGCGAUCCAAAACCUAAAGACCUACAAGGAAAAUAAAUUCGAUGACAUCAGCAAGGAAGAUCUAGAACUUGGUAAUGAGGAUGAGGUAAAGGAAAGGGAAGCUAAACAAGAAUACAAUGCCCUCUGUGAUGGGAUAAAACAACAGCUUGGUGACAAAUUUGCCAAAGUCCAAGUCUCCAAAAGACUAAGCUCAUCUCCGUGUGUGCUUGUCUUUUGGAAAUUCAGAUGGUUUGCCAACAUGGAAAGGUUGAUGAAAGCACAAGCACUUGGAGAUACUUCAAGCAUGGAAUUCGUGAGGGGAAGGAGAAUUCUGGAAAUAAAUCCAUACCACCCUAUCGUCAAGGACUUGAAUGCUGCGUGCAUAAAAGCACCAGAUAACACUAAUGCGAAGAGAGCAUUUGAUCUGCUGUAUGAUACGACAUGGAUAUCCAGUGGUUUCACUCCGGGCAGUCCAGCCGACUUGGGAAUCAAGAUAUACGAAAUGAUGGCAAUGGCACUGCGAGGGAGUUGGGACAGAUCGAGUAGAAUUUGA
Molecule: messenger RNA, 777 nt
Organism: Linum tenue
Lineage: Eukaryota; Viridiplantae; Streptophyta; Magnoliopsida; Malpighiales; Linaceae
Source: the annotation of a GenBank genome assembly